Lolium perenne is the source of this 1294-nucleotide messenger RNA. NCBI's taxonomy places the organism in Eukaryota, Viridiplantae, Streptophyta, Magnoliopsida, Poales, Poaceae. The record is from RefSeq and is a predicted model, not a curated record.
CAGGCGGGCUGAUGGAUAUGAAAGACUGACUGUUCAUCCAGGGCGCUUCUCUAUCUUAUCUGUUGAUAUUUCUGUUAGCAAAAUCCACAGCACUUGUAGGCUUUAACAAAAGCUACUGCACUGUUACUCUGUUCUUGCCACUGCGGAUAAAUUACGAAAACUAUGCUGUUUAUAUACCUCAUGGUGGUUAUUCUGUAAGCUAGCAAGAUCAUGAUCAGGCCCUCCUCCAAGGUGAUCAUAAAGUUCCUUAUCGUCAUGCAGAAGCACGGUUACAUUGGUGAGUUUGAGUAUGUGGAUGACCACAUAUCUGGCAAGAUCGUUGUUGAGUUGAACGGCAGGCUGAACAAGUGUGGAGUCAUCAGUCCCCGCUUUGAUGUUGGCGUCAAGGAGAUCGAGGGAUGGACUGCUAGGUUGCUUCCAUCUCGUCAGGUAUAUGGACACCAUCUUCUUCGGGUGGAGUGAAAUUCAAGUCUAGGAGCACCAUAUUGAUCUGUUAUGUUGCGUUUUUCCAACACUAAUAUGUUAUGCUGCGUUUUGAGGGAAGUACAUGACGAUAAUGUCAACCAAAAUCAAUGUUCAUGUAUCCGUGGUUUGUUGAUCGUAUCGACGGAAGGUAGUGCAAUGCUGUUCACCAUGAAGUAAUAUCGUUUAAUAUAUAAUGGUGUGCUCUUCAAUUAAACUGAUGUAUGUAUUGCCUACAUUGAAUAUGCUCAUCUAUCUUCCCUUGGUUAUAACAAUUUGGUUUUCCGCUGCUCUUAGUUUCAAAGAAGUUCAUGACUCCAUGAUUGGUCUGAUGUUGGGAGCUCCGGUGACGAGCAAAGCGGGCCCUCGACACGGGGAGGAGCUUACGUGCCAUUCAUCAAUUCUCUGGACAAAUACAUGACAACGUCAUUCUCGCUUCCAGCGACAACACACUAUAUUAUGUCUUUUGUGUCAUAGUUCCUGCACACAUGUCUUUCUUUGGUUUAAUAGAAUUGGAGGCUCGAUAUGUUCUGCAGCCAGUUGAAAUUGUUGCACCCUGAUCACAUGCUAGUUUAAUCAACCGCACCAGCAGAAGAUAACUUUGACAUGGCUCUCCAAGCUGUUGCUUGAGACCCCCAACGUGAUUGCAAUUAUAGCGCCCUGAGCUUCUCGUGUUUCAGCUUGAAGUGAUGUAGCACAUGAAAUUGUAUUGUUUUCUGCUUUAUAUUGUUCUAUGGAAUACUGUGCUUACAAUCCUCUGAUUUUGAUGUUACAUACUGUGAUGGUACUGGUAUUCCAGAUUAUUUACUGUGGUGGUUAUGUUUUGGCUCUA